CAGUGCUCGCUCCCGCUGCCAUGGCCCCGGCCCCGCUCCGGACUCUAAGCCGUGUUGAGUGCCCUGUGACCCGGGCCCGGCUCCUACAGAUACAGCUCCCGCACGGAGAGCUCCUGACCCCGGUCUUUAUGCCGGUCGGAACCCAGGGAACCCUCAAGGGCAUCGCCGUCCCGCAGCUCGAGGCCCUCGGCUGCCGGAUCCUCCUCGGAAACACGUACCACCUGGGGACCCGCCCGGGGCCAGAACUUAUUUCAAAGGCCAAUGGACUGCAUGGUUUUAUGAACUGGAAGAGAGCACUCCUAACAGACAGUGGUGGGUUUCAGAUGGUGUCUUUGGUGGAAUUGGCUGAAGUGACAGAAGAAGGGGUACGAUUCUGUUCUCCUUAUGAUGGGAAGCAAAUUCUCCUGUCACCUGAAAAAUCAAUUGAAAUACAGAAUGCUCUUGGUUCAGACAUCAUGAUGCAGUUGGAUGAUGUAGUGAGCAGCACAGUGUCUGGGCCGAGAGUCGAAGAGGCCAUGUACAGGUCUGUUCGCUGGUUGGAUCGCUGCAUUGCAGCAAACAAGAACCCUCAGCAACAGAAUCUGUUUGCUAUUAUUCAGGGCGGCUUGGAUGCUGAACUGCGUAAGAAAUGUCUGACAGAGAUGAUUAAGCGUGAUGUCUCUGGUUUUGCCAUUGGUGGACUUAGUGGUGGGGAAGAGAAGGAUCAUUUCUGGAGAAUGGUGACACUCAGUACAGAAUAUCUCCCACAAGAGAAGCCACGUUACCUGAUGGGAGUGGGAUAUGCAACUGAUCUCGUGGUGUGUGUGGCUUUGGGUUGUGACAUGUUUGACUGUGUGUUUCCCACACGGACAGCGCGAUUUGGGUCUGCACUUGUUCCUUGGGGAUCCUUACAACUGAAAAACAGGCAAUAUGCCAAGGAUUUCAAACCCAUCGAUGAGGAUUGUGACUGUCCUACAUGUAAGAGGUACUCUCGAGCAUAUCUACAUGCCCUGUUCAGGAGUGACACUGCUGCCCUCCAUCACAUCACCAUCCACAACAUUGCCUACCAGUUGAACCUGAUGUAUUCAAUCCGUGAGAGUAUUCAGCAGGGACGAUUUCCAGUCUUCAUUCAGCAGUUUAUGAAGCGGAUGUAUGGGAGUAAAGAGGAAUAUCCACGCUGGGCUGUUGAAGCACUCAGCACAGUCAAUGUUCAUCUGGAAUAGAGGGUCUGGGACACCCAUUGCUGAAUGAGAUGCUGUGAUCUUGUAGAAGUCUCCUCCCCAAUCUCGUCAAAAGGUUAGAAAUGCUGCAGAUAAAAGACACUUGUCUGAUGGAUGCCAGAAUUCGAAGUCAAAAACCAGUGGGCACAAAAUGUCAGAGUCCAGAUGAAGCAACACAGUCCAGAACGUGCCUGCAGACUUUGGGCGUCAACAGUUCAAAGGAGUUAGACCAAAGUGGGAGGGACAGGUUUUUGUAUCAAUUUUCACCCUCUAGCCAGAGGGAAAAUCUUGGAAGCUGUCUUUGAAAAAGUCACCUGCAGCUGGGAGACAGAGCAGAGGAAAAAAAAAAUUAGGCGUGCUCGGUAAAAAGUAGAAUGCCAAUUUUUUUUAGAUUUCUCUGCUCCCGUCACCUCGUGCAAGUGGCUUUUUCUCAGGCAAGCUGCUUCUUUGUGUGCAGAUUUCAGUUUGUUGAUAAAUAUGUUUGCUUCGUGUGGCUUACAAAGCAGAGAAAUAUAAAAUAAGCCAACUAUAAUUCAGUAUUAGGCAGCAAGUACAAACUGCAACUCUAAAAGCUAAACGCAAAAAGUGUACUUGAGCAUAACAUUGACCCCAAGGCUGUUUGGUAAAAUGUAUAUGACUAGGACACAACAAAGCCACUGACCACACUUCAACCUGUCCUUAGUUUUGUUUAUAUUUAUUUUCUAAGUUUACUUAUAUUAUUUCCCUGGCACCAAUGUGAAGAUUGACAUUAAUCAGAGGCGAACCUAUGUGAAGUCCCAGAUGGGUCAUGGAAUUGCAACUUACGAACACUAGACUAUAUAGCAUUUACCUCAUAAAUUAUGUAAAUAAACAAGAAACUCACAAACUUUAACUGCGUCUCCCAGCAGCUCCUCAGAGCAUCAGCCACCAUAGCAAAGAGCUCAGAGGGCUAAACAAAACUGAAAUCUAAUCUAAUUUACUUGGAUAACUUAUUCCUGGAGUUUUAGAGCCAUACGGUAUGGAAACAGACCCUUUGGCCUACCAUUUCUAUGUCAAUCAACAAAUACCAAAAUACACAGAUCCCAUUUACCUGCACUUGGUCUGUGGCCUACAAUGCCCCAGCAUUUUAAAUACUUAUCCAGAUAGUUCUAAACGUUGUCAAGAGUACCCACCUCCACCAUCCUCUCUCGUAGCACAUUCCAUAUAUUUAACAUCAACUGGGAGAAAAUAUUUUAAUCCCUAAAUCUUCUCUAAACUACUUACUCACCUUCAACUUAUGCAUUCUGGUCUUGAGACGCAUCUUCACGGAAGAAGAUACUCACAAUCUACUGUCUAUGCCUCUUAAUUUAGUAUAGCUCAAUCAGAACCCUUUUCAACCUCUUGUGCUCCAAGGUAAACAAACCCAACCUACUGGUCUCUCCUCAUAACUGAGGCUUUUCAUCGCAGGCAACAUCCUGGUGAAUCUCCUCCACACCCUCUCCACUGCAAUCAUGUUCUUACAAUCAUGUGGCAACCAGAACAGCACACAGUAUUCCACUUGUAGCCUAACCAAUAUAUUAUAAUGUUGUACCAAGACUUCCUUCCAAGACUUUACAUUUGUAGCUUUUAAGAUGGAUAACUUGAGAACCCCAAAUGGUCUAUCUUUAACUCUCAAGUCCAAACUAGUUCUCUGAAAAACAAUCCUCACUUCUAUUCCCGUAGCCCUGCAAAUUUAUUUCCUUCAAGUGUCCAUCUAAGUUCCUUUUUAAGUUGCUGACUUUCUUCAUUUCCAUAAGGCGCUAAGUUUCAAAUUGCAAAUAAUCGUCACAUAAACAGGUUUUUCCUCUCAUCCUUCAAGACCUGUCCCCAAGUCCUCGUAUGAUCAACUAAUGAUAGCUUCAGAUCAUGUGGGAGAAGUAUUGUCAUAAUAUUGAACACCAACAAUAAAUUUCUCUUCAAUCUCCAAGAAUGAGACCAGUUUCUUCAACGUGUCCCUUAUUGCUGGAACCAUCCCAGUAAUCUCCUCUGCAGCCUCUCAAGGAUUCUUGCAGCUUUGCUUUGGGAGAUGACCAGAACGGGGGCCUAAACAGUUUUGUAAUGGUUCAGUGUAAUUGCUUCUUUUGCAAUUAACACCCUGGAUUUAUGAUGCCAAGAUCCCAAACAAUUUGUUAAUAACUUUUUUUGUCACUAUGUCCUCACUUUAAGACACCAAUUUACGUGGUCUCCCAGCCCAUCUGUUCUUUCAUACUUCUUAGAAUUCCACUGUUAGGUUUAUAUUGCCUUCCCCCUCCUUUCUUAUAAAUCUCUCACUCCUCUGUAGUCCAUCCGUCACUUGUCCAUCUAUUCUGCCAGCCUAUGCCUGGUCAAAGUCGAGUUGUAUCAUUCUCACUGCUUGCCAUCCCUCCAAGUUUGACAUUUCAGCAAAUUCUGAAUUGACUUUGUACUUCAGACUAUUAGUAUACAUCAAACAGUAGUUAAUUGACUCAAAUAAGUAUCCUAUCAAGUCUGUUCCUGUCAAAAAUCAUUAACAGUCAUAUUACAUUUGCUGCUCUCCAGUCUUCAGGCAAUUAUCCCCUGCUUCCUCCCAAAUACCAGCAACAUUUUGCCAGCAUUCUCUUUUUCUGUAAACACAGGACAUUCCUCUUUCAUUUGCCCUAUCAGUUUGUUGUUUCUGGUCUGGGCCUGACUUGCAGAAUUUACUGGAAAUCACAAACCCUGUUUUUAGAUUAGGUUAGAUUCCCUACAGUGUGGAAACAGGCCCUUCAGCCCAACAAGUCCACACCGCCCCUUGCAGCAUCCCACUCAAACCCAUCCCCCUAUAAUGCACACACCCCUGAACACAAUGGGCAAUUUAGCAUGGCCAAUUGUUUUGUCUCUUCAUACUCUCCAUACCCUCCAGCUCUCUCAUAAAUCGACAGGCCCUGGAACAGUCCUGUAUUUUCCUCUUGUUGGAAUAUUCAUAACUUGUACUUGAAAUAUAUCUUCUUCAAUGCUGUAAUCUCUAUUUUCUCCUGAUCAAAGUACCCCUCAUUAAUUAAAGCAAGCCUUCCAGCAAAUUACAAGGACUAUCUUUUUCUUUUCCAUUACUUAUAAAACAUACUAUGAAAGCCAAUAUUACUCAACUGUUAGUCCAGAUACCUCAAUUUUGAGCACCAGAUCUAGCAAUGCCGUUCUCCAGUUGGAUUCUGAACAUAAUGGUUCAGGAAGUUUUCCUGAAUUCCUUACUCUCUAACAUUAUCACACUCGAUACCUGA
Stegostoma tigrinum is the source of this 4411-nucleotide messenger RNA. RefSeq names its product queuine tRNA-ribosyltransferase 1 (gene qtrt1). NCBI's taxonomy places the organism in Eukaryota, Metazoa, Chordata, Chondrichthyes, Orectolobiformes, Stegostomatidae. The record is from RefSeq and is a predicted model, not a curated record. Gene Ontology annotation, cellular component: cytosol. Gene Ontology annotation, molecular function: tRNA-guanosine(34) queuine transglycosylase activity. The transcript has 11 exons. Bases 21 to 1202 code for a protein of 393 amino acids.